Molecule: messenger RNA, 1260 nt
Organism: Oppiella nova
Lineage: Eukaryota; Metazoa; Arthropoda; Arachnida; Sarcoptiformes; Oppiidae
Source: the annotation of a GenBank genome assembly
AUGUACGCAAUUAAAAGAGUUGAAAUAAAAAACUUUACUGAAGAAUAUAUUGAAGAAAUUUUUAAAGAAGUUACGAAAUUAAGAGAACUUAACUCAAAAUAUGUGGUUCAGUAUUAUAAUUCAUGGUUGCAACGUAAACAUCUCUACAUUCAGAUGGAAUUUUGUUCACAUGAUUUAGGAAAAAUUCUGGAAAUUAAAAUAAAUGUAUUUUCAAGAGAAUUAGGAGAAGCCAUGGAUUGUGUCGAGUAUUUCAUUUCGUGUGAAAUAUUGCGACAAAUCUUAGAAAGUGUUCAGUAUUUGCAUGAAUUGAAUCCACAGAUCAUUCACAGAGACCUCAAACCAGAAAACAUAUUAAUUUCCCAAAAUGUAAGGAACGGUAGAUUUGUUAAAUUAUGCGACUUUGGUUUGGCUGUAGAACACAGAACGGCCUCUCAAAGUCUCUCUAAAAACAAGGGAACUCCUAAAUACAUGGCACCAGAAUUAGGUCAAUCAAGGAGUUAUUGCGAUGGAAUUAUUCGAUAUAAUAUUAGAUUAUCGACAAUCGGUUCGGGAGGGUUUGGAACCAUAUAUGCCGUCAAACAAGUCGAGUUAAAAAUAAGGAAUUUAGGAAAAGUGCGUUCAGAAUAUGUGGUCCCGUAUUACAACUCAUGGCCCGAAAGCAAACACCUCUACAUUCAGAUGGAGUAUUGUUCACAAAAUUUAAGGAAUAUUAUUGAAGUGAAACCACAAGUAUUCGGUAGACAAUCAGGAGAAGCAAUGAAUUGUUUCGAAUCAUUCACAGACCUUAAACCAGAUAAUAUAUUGAUUGCUGAAAAUGUGAGGAACGGAAGAUUUAUUAAGUUAUGUGAUUUUGGUUUGGCUACAGUUCACGAGGAUGACAUCUAUGAUUUGACUCCUGAUAAACACACAACAGGUGUGGGCACUGUAAAAUACCUGGCUCCCGAAAUUUCUAAUGGAAUGAAAUAUGGCCAUAAAUCAGACAUUUAUAGUUUGGCAUUAAUUGGCUCUGAGAUAUUUGAUUUUAACCUCUUUUAUUAUGACUCUGAUAAUGUUGAAAGCAUUUAUUCCGGGAAUGAAAUCCUAAAUGGAAAAAUUUUAUUCACAAUGAUAUCGACUCCCCAAUGGAACAAAAGGCCGGAAUGCAGUGAAGUAUUGUCCGAAUAUAACGAGUGGUCUAUUGAUAGGAAUAUUAUCGCAAAUGAUGGCCAAUUUGAAACCACAUUAAGAGGACUACAAUUACAUAAUAAAUUUUUCUAUGAA